Molecule: messenger RNA, 914 nt
Organism: Paramecium sonneborni
Lineage: Eukaryota; Ciliophora; Oligohymenophorea; Peniculida; Parameciidae
Source: the annotation of a GenBank genome assembly
AUGCUUUCUAGUUCACCUAGAUGGACAAGUAAAAAUAUGGAAAACUCCGAUGUUGGAGAUGAAAGAAUAUUUAGUAUUAGAACAGAGAAUAAUAAGUAAUCAUUGCUUAAGAGAAAAUAUUUGUUUACUGUCUAAUAAAUAGAUAAUGAUGAGUAAUUUGAGGAUAUUAAUUAACUCUUUGAUGAUAGACAAUUAAAAAUAAUAAAUGAUUUAUCAUUUGUUCAGACUGCGAAACUGAAAGAAAAAGAGAAACGAGUAUAACCAUCUAGAAAAAUGAGUGCUUUGAUUUAAAAAAAGGAAUAAGAAGAAAAAUAACCAAGUUGUUCUUAUAUAAAAGUAUUAACUCAAGAAGAUAGAUUAAGAUUAAUUUGGGAUCUUUUCACAAUGUUUGUGAUAUUUUUUGCUAUUUUAAUAUUGCCAGUAGAUAUUUCUUUUAAUAUUGAAUCAGAAUUCUUAUAAGACUUUAAUCUUUUUAGUUUAGCAGUAUUUACAUUAGAUAUAUUAAUAAAUUUCAAUACAGCCUNCUAAUGAUGAAGAAGACAAAUUAAAAAAAUAAUAAAAAUAAAGUAUUAUCUUAAGAUCUAUGUUUAAUGAUAAAGAUACCUCUUAAGUAGAUAGAAAAUAAAUAAUCUCUUAUUAAUUGAUGAAGUCACACUCAAAAACUUAAUCUAAAUUAGAUUAAUUUCGAGUUGAAACUGAAGUGAGUGCAUUUAGUAUAUCAAAGACAGAUUGCAGUAUUGGAAACUUGGAUAGAAGAAAGUAAUACAAUUUAUUUUAUCAUUAGAAAUUCAUCGCUUUCGCCAUCCAAAAAAAUAGUUGUUUCGACAAAACACAAUUUAUUUCGAUCACGACCAAACAAAUUUUUUUUAUUCUGUCAAAACUAUUUAAAUAGAUAAAAAUAGCCAAGUGAUUGA